AUGCCCGGCAAGAUCCAAGACCAGCGGCACGAAGCUCCGGGCACUGAGCUUCUGAUCGAUCAAGACUGCCUCGCCCGGCAUAAUUACAAACACGUCGACUAUGGACAGAAGCGAAUAUUGCUCGUCCCACAACCAUCACUCGAGAACCCCGAUGACCCAUUGGUCUGGCCGCGGUGGAAGAAAUGGCUCACUUUUGCAAAUGGCCUCGCAUACGCCUUCCUGGGAUCUGUCACCGGGCCUAUGAUGGCUGGAGGAAUGAUCCAGCUUGCCUCCUUCUUUGGACGGCCUCUUUCAGAUAUCACAUACAGUAAUGGAGCAACCUUGAUUUGCCAAGGCCUCGGGACUCUAUUUUGGCUACCCUUGGCAGUCAAACUCGGUCGCCGUCCUGUGUACCUCGCAUCAAACCUCCUGAUGGGCAUCGGCUGUGUCUGGCUGGCGAUUGCUUCUCAAAAGGGCUUUUCGUUGUUUCUUGUCGCCCGUGCUUUUCUCGGGCUAUCUGAAGCCCCCAUCGAAGCAAUAGUCCCCUGUACAAUAGCCGACAUAUUCUAUCUCCAUGAACGCGGCGAGAAGAUUGCUCUGUACGGAUUAGCCGUGCUUGGUGGCAACGAGCUUGGGCCGCUAGCAUCUGCAUACAUCAUCCAGUCGUUAGGCAUGCGAUGGGCCUUUGCCAUCGUCGCGAUGUUUAUCGCUGCCAGCCUCAUCACCAUGUUUUUCUUCAUGCCUGAAACAGCCUUUACCGGUCCUCGCCCUAAAAUCGUCCCUCUUAUUAUUGCCGAGGAGACAAAUACGGCCAAUGACUCCUCUGGCAAAUUAUCAAGUGAACAUGUUGAAGGAGUGCCUCCUCAUAUUCCUACAGCCGAACUGGAAUCGCGGUUAUCGGGCGUGAAGAAGAAAGGGUACAUGUCAGGACUCUUUCAAAUCAGUAUCAACCACGAUGUCAGUCUGUGGAAUGUAUUCCAACGUUCGUUUAUUUUGAUGAUUUAUCCGACUGUCCUCUGGGCGAGCCUCACCUAUGGCAUGAGUCUGAGCUGGAAUGUCAUUUUGGGCUGUCUCGUCGCCCAGCUGUUUUCAGUAACGCCCUACUCGUUUAACUCCGGUGCACAGGGGCUUAUUUUUCUCUCGCCACUUCUUGGCUCUCUGGUUGGCACAUAUCUUUGUGGCCCUCUUGCUGAUCGGACAGCCACAUGGUUCACAGUACAUAACCAAGGCAUCCGUGAGCCCGAAAUGCGUCUGCCUACCUGUAUUAUUGCCGCCAUCUUCACAUUCCUAGGAGCUCUCAUUUCUGGCCUUACCUACCAUUACAAAACCCACUGGAUUGGUCCUAUUGUUGGCUUUGGAGUGUUAUCUGCUGGCGCCCAGAUGGGAGCUACGCUCGCCAUUUCCUACAGCCUGGAUUGUCACAAGGAAUUUUCUGCGGAAAUCAUGGUCACUAUAUCCUGUCUCAAGUCUGGCGUAGCUUGGAUAUGGACAUGGUGUAUCAACAACUGGGUUUCUAGCAGCGGCCUCUUGCAGGUGUUUAUGAUCCUGGCAUCGAUCAAUAUGGGUGUAUAUAUGCUGGCGUUUGUAUUCCAUAUAUACGGGAAGAAGAUUCGCAUCUGGCUGCACAAGAAAGACUUUUUGCAUAGUCGAGCUUAG
Messenger RNA from Talaromyces atroroseus, 1635 nucleotides. RefSeq lists its product as hypothetical. Lineage: Eukaryota; Fungi; Ascomycota; Eurotiomycetes; Eurotiales; Trichocomaceae. The transcript is spliced from 4 exons. Gene Ontology annotation, molecular function: transmembrane transporter activity. Bases 1 to 1635 code for a protein of 544 amino acids. The record is from RefSeq and is a predicted model, not a curated record. Gene Ontology annotation, biological process: transmembrane transport.